Messenger RNA from Acomys russatus (golden spiny mouse), 1553 nucleotides. RefSeq names its product BAG cochaperone 4 (gene Bag4). Gene Ontology annotation, molecular function: adenyl-nucleotide exchange factor activity; protein-folding chaperone binding. Bases 62 to 1432 code for a protein of 456 amino acids. The transcript is spliced from 5 exons. The record is from RefSeq and is a predicted model, not a curated record. Gene Ontology annotation, biological process: protein stabilization. Gene Ontology annotation, cellular component: cytosol; cytoplasm; nucleus. Lineage: Eukaryota; Metazoa; Chordata; Mammalia; Rodentia; Muridae.
CAGGCGCCUGCGCAAUGGGCCGGCCGUGGGGGGCGGGAAGCGCUUCGCGGCUGCGGAGCCCAUGUCGGCCCUGAGGCGAUCGGGCUACGGCCCCAGUGACGGCCCUUCAUACGGCCGCUACUACGGGCCCGGGGGAGGCGAUGUCCCGGUGCACGUACCUCCGCCGUUAUAUCCUCCUCUUCGCCCCGAGCCUCCCCAGCCUCCGGUUUCCUGGCGGGGGCGCGGGGGCGCCCCGGCCGAGACCACCUGGCCCGGGGAAGGCGCAGGUGGCGAUGGCUACUACCCUUCUGGUGGCGCCUGGGCAGAACCGGGCAGAGCCGGGGGAGGCCACCAGGAACAGCCACCAUAUCCUGGCUAUAAUUCUAACUACUGGAAUUCUGUGCGAUCGAGGGCCCCAUACCCAAGUUCAUAUCCUGUGAGACCAGAGUUACAAGGCCAGAGUGUGAGUUCUUAUGCAAAUGGAGCAUAUGGCCCCCCAUACCCUCCAGGCCCUGCAGCAAGCAGUGCCUCAUACUCUGGGGCUUAUUAUGUACCUGGCUAUACUCAGAGCAAUUACUCCACGGAAGUUCCAAGCACUUACCGCUCACCUGGGAACAGCCCAACACCAGUGUCUCGCUGGAUAUAUUCUCAGCAGGACUGUCCAACAGAAGCACCUCCUCUGAGGGGUCAGGUUCCAGGGUACCCUGCUUCACAGAACCCUGGAAUGACCUUGCCCCAUUAUCCUUAUGGAGAUGGUAACCGCACUGUGCCACAGUCAGGAGCGACUGCACGACCACACGAUGAUGCCUGGGCUUCUGGUGCUUAUGGGAUGGGGGCCCGUUACCCCUGGCCUUCAGCUGCAUCCUCAGCACCGCCCGGGAAUCUCUACAUGACAGAAAGUGCUUCACCAUGGCCUGGCAACGGUUCUCCUCAGCCACCUCCUUCACCACCACUCCAACAGCCUAAGGAUCCCUCAUACUCCUUUAACCAGUCGGGGCAAGGCAUGAACCGGCACAACUUCCCUUGCAGUGUCCAUCAGUAUGAGGCUUCUGGGACAAUGAACAAUGACAAUUCAGACCUUUUGGAUUCUCAAGUCCAAUACAGUGCUGAGCCUCAGCUGUACAGCAACACCACAAGUGAGCAUCCCAGCAGUCAAGUUCCCAGUAAUCAUCUCCCUGAGGAGUGCUUCUCUGCAGAUGAAAGCACUCCUCCAAGUAUUAAAAAAAUCAUCCACGUGCUGGAGAAGGUUCAGUAUCUUGAGCAAGAAGUAGAAGAGUUUGUAGGGAAAAAGACAGACAAAGCUUACUGGCUUCUGGAAGAAAUGCUGACAAAGGAACUUUUAGAACUGGAUUCUGUUGAAACUGGGGGCCAGGACUCUGUCCGUCAGGCCAGGAAAGAGGCUGUUUGUAAGAUCCAGGCCAUACUGGAAAAAUUAGAAAAGAAGGGAUUAUGAAAUAAUUUAGAAUGAAGGGUAAGCCUGUUACUAAUUUGGCCAAAGAACUUUUUAAUUUGGUUAGUUACCUUCUUUGAAAUGCCUGUUGUGACAAGAAGCAGCACAUUCCAACUUUCUUCGG